AUGGAACAUGAGAAUCACACUGUUGUAAAGGAGUUCAUUCUCCAGGGAUUAGCAUGGAAGUGGGAGCUACAGAUGUUACUUUCUGCUCUCCUCCUAAUAUUUUAUGCCAUCAUUUUACCUGGGAAUAUCCUUAUCAUUGUAACAAUUAGGAGCGAUGUCCACCUAGGGUCCCCCAUGUUUUUCUUCUUGUCCAAUCUGGCAUUCAUGGACAUCUGCUACAGCAUUGUUACCCCUCCAAACAUGAUGGCCAACCUCUUCACGCGCCAGAAAACCAUCUCCUAUCAAGCCUGCAUGGCUCAGAUUUUUUUCAUCCACUUCCUAGGUGGGGCUGAGUUUUUCCUACUUAUAGCCAUGGCUGUCGAUCGGUAUGUGGCCAUCUGCCACCCGUUACGCUACGUCGCCGUGGUGACCCGAGUGGUUUGCUGGGUGUUGGUAUUAUGUGCAUGGGGUGGGGGCUUCAUACACUCUAUGAUCCAGAUGGGUCUCAUCCUGCCACUCCCCUUCUGUGGGCCAAAUGAACUGGACAACUUUUUCUGUGACGUUACCCAGAUUAUCAGGCUAGCUUGCACCAACACCUACUUCUUAGAGUUUGCCAUGUUUAUCAACAGUGGCCUGGUCACCACGGCUUGCUUCAUCCUCCUCCUCAUCUCCUACGGUGCCCUGCUCAUCAAGGUGAAGAUGGGCUCCAGCCAAGGGAAGAGCAAAGCCGCCUCCACCUGCAUCACCCACAUCAUCAUCGUCUUCAUCAUGUUCUGUCCCGCCAUCUACAUUUACUGCCAUCCUUUCCGGGACUUCCCCUUUGACAAGCUGGUGGGCUUUUUCCACACGGUGGUUUUUCCUUUGAUGAACCCCAUGAUCUACACGCUGAGGAAUAAGGAGGUCAAAGUUGCUAUACUCAGAAUGCUGAGGAAAUAUAAACUUAGGAGGGACGUGUGA
This is a messenger RNA of Eublepharis macularius, 936 nucleotides long. RefSeq names its product olfactory receptor 4N2-like. Gene Ontology annotation, cellular component: membrane. NCBI's taxonomy places the organism in Eukaryota, Metazoa, Chordata, Lepidosauria, Squamata, Eublepharidae. Gene Ontology annotation, molecular function: G protein-coupled receptor activity; olfactory receptor activity. The coding region runs from base 1 to 936 and encodes 311 amino acids. Gene Ontology annotation, biological process: G protein-coupled receptor signaling pathway. The record is from RefSeq and is a predicted model, not a curated record. The transcript has a single exon.